UAGGAUCUCAGAAUAGUUAAUACUCAGAGGAGGUGGGACACUCUAUAGCUUAUUCAUGCCCUCAUUAUAUACCUACAUGACUUUUCCUGAAAGUCUCUCAGCAAGGCCCAGAUAAGGCCUAUGGGCCCAAGUUUCUAACAACAAAAUUGUCUUGUUUAUGGACAGCAACAAGUCCCAAGAAGCAACAUAAACUUAGAAAGAUGGGAAUGACACCUGAGGGAGAAACUCAGAAUGAGGACAACAUACAGACAACACAGACCAAGAUUCUAUUAGGCGCUGAUGCCCAGUUAUUGGCACUACAAAUGUCAGCCAGAGAAGGUUUGGAACAUGCAAACAGAACCAAAGAGAAGAUCUCUAAACUCAACCAAGUGAUUAGGAAGCAGUGGAAUGAUAUUGAGUUGGUAAAAUCCCGGUGUUGGGAGCUCCAGGACUCCAUUAAUACCACCAAACGACUUGAGAGGAUAUCCCUCAAUGUCACUUGGAGCAAACUAUCUGAGCUGGAAAAUGAUUUGGAGAAGGCUAAAGAAGAUGCUUUCCGGCACCUGAGGAGAUUCCAGUUGAGUGCAAAUCAAAAGACCACCUAUGAGAAGAAAAGAGAAAAUGAGCAGAACAGGAUGCUCAACUUUGCCCCAAUCAACAUCUAUGCAAAUCCCUAUGCUGAGGCCUUAGCAGCAUUAGAGGCGAUGGCUGUUGAUGAACCCGAGAACUCUCCUGAAACCAAAGAUGAUAUCAUUGCUAGUUCUAAAAGUGAAGAUUCCGUUAAAGAUUUGGCUGGAUCAGAAACAUACACGAGUGACUUUGAGGCAGGAGGGACAGAGAAAAGCCAGGAGGAGGAGAGUGUAUCUACUUCACUAGAGCAGUCAGAGUAUAGUGUUGAUAGCGCCUUUGGGAGAACUGAAACAAGUAGAAAUGACUCCGGGAGCAGAACCAGUGAUAGCUCUUCAAAAUGUAGUGACUCUAGUGAGAAUGAAUCAGAAAGUGAAGUUAGUGAAAAUUCUUCUGAAAUCAAAAUCAGCGAUCAUGACUUAGAAGAUCUUAGAGCCAGUGAGAACCAGAGUCCCUCGGAAAUGAGAAUUAUGGGGAAUAAUUUAGGAAUUAAAAGCAGUAAGGAUUCCCCAGAAAUCAAAUGCUCUCAGAGUCUUCCAGGAAUUAAAAACAUUAAGGGUAGCUCCAUAAAAUGCAAUGGGAACACCUGGAGAUUCAAAAGUAACAAGAUCUCUCCAAGUGCCAAAAUGAGCAAAAAUGAUUCAGGCCUCAAAAAUAAGAGCGGCUGCCCAGGAAGCGGAUACAGUGAGAACUCUUUGGGAACCAAAAUCAGGAGGAGCCCCUCUGGAAUCAAAAUCAAUGAGAAUCUCUCUGAAGUUAAACUAAGUGACAGCCCCCUAGUCAAAAGCAAUGGGAUCCCUUCAAAAACCAAAAUUAAUGAGAGCCCCUUGGAAGCCAAAAGUAGUAGAAGUGACUUGGGGGUCAAGAAUAGUAAGGACAGCUCAGUCAAAUCCAGCAAGAGUCCUCCAGGAGUCAAAUGUGGGAAAGUUAAGGCUGGUGGGAGCCCUUUAGGGGUUAAACACAAUGGGAGUCCCCCAGAAACCAAACAAAAUGGGAGUGUCUCAGGAACCAAACAAAAUGAGAGCCCCUCGGGUAUUACAAAAACUGGGAAUCCUCUAACUGUCAAAGCUAGUGGAAGCCCUGUAAGAACCAAAUACAGAGAGAAUGUGUCUAGAACCAGAGAGAAUGGGUAUUCCUUGGGAGGCAGACAAAGUGAGCGGAUUUCAGGAGUCAAGCAGAGAGAGAGAGUUUCAGGAGUUAAAAGAAAUGAAUUUUCCUCAGCAUCCAAACGCAGGGAGAGGCCUUCAAGGGCCAGAGUUAAUGGGGGCUCCUUGGGAGGCAAAACGAACAAAAAGCCCUCUGGAGCCAAAGACUGUAAAAGCCCCCCAGGAGCCAGAAGUCAGGACAGCUCCUCGGAGAGCAAAUCUGGCGGGAGCCUCUCGGAAGCAGUCAGUGGCAACGACUCGGAGGCCAAACGCAGCAGCAGCAGCUCCUUGGAAGAGAACACUACAACCAAGACUAACAAGAAUAGUGCCAUGGGCCCAAGUGUACAAAAGACUCAUUCAAAAUAAGAGAGGACACAAAGCAAAAAUCCCUCGCCUGUCUCUGUUACAAAGUCAUUCUUUGUGACUUUCAUCAGACCCUUUCCUUUUGACAGAUUUUUGGUCAUUUCAGCUGAAGCCAGCUCCACAUUCUUUCACUGUCCCCUCCCCCAAGAGUAAAAAGGCUUGUCUAUACUGGGGCAGAGUUGUUCACCACAGGUGCCAAUUAAAGAAGAAAAGUCACGGAUAAUUUAAAAAGGAAAGAAAAACCAAAGGAUUGAUCACCAAAUAAAUAAAAACUUUUAAUGAUUAACAAA
Molecule: messenger RNA, 2404 nt
Organism: Antechinus flavipes (yellow-footed antechinus)
Lineage: Eukaryota; Metazoa; Chordata; Mammalia; Dasyuromorphia; Dasyuridae
Product: neurofilament medium polypeptide-like
Exons: 7
Coding region: 201-2117 (638 amino acids)
Source: RefSeq, a predicted model, not a curated record